Messenger RNA from Scleropages formosus (Asian bonytongue), 5691 nucleotides. It is a transcript of the gene trappc10, whose product is annotated as trafficking protein particle complex subunit 10. Gene Ontology annotation, biological process: intra-Golgi vesicle-mediated transport; early endosome to Golgi transport. Gene Ontology annotation, cellular component: TRAPPII protein complex. The record is from RefSeq and is a predicted model, not a curated record. Gene Ontology annotation, molecular function: protein binding. Lineage: Eukaryota; Metazoa; Chordata; Actinopteri; Osteoglossiformes; Osteoglossidae. The transcript is spliced from 23 exons. Bases 112 to 3936 code for a protein of 1274 amino acids.
GUGGAAGGAAGAAGGGCCCAAGCGAUUCCUCCGUGCGGACGUUGGAACGCCGAGAAUAACAACAGGGGUGUGAGUCUGGUUUACAUGGAGGGCUGCUGACACUCGGCGUCCAUGGAGCCCCAUGAGGAGAAGCCCAUAAUCUACACUAUGGAGAAUAAGCCCAUCGUCACGUGUGCUGGUGACCAGGCUUUAUUCACAUCACUGUACAAUUCACUGACCCAGCAGCUGCCCCGUGAGCCCAUGGAGUGGAGGAGGUCAUAUGGCCGGGCGCCAAAGAUGAUUCACCUAGAGGCCAACUUUGUUCAGUUUAAAGAGGAACUGCUUCCUAAGGAGGGGAACAGAGCUCUGCUCACCUUUCCAUUCCUGCACAUAUACUGGACUGACUGCUGCGACACGGAGGUGUACAAGGCCUCUGUGAAGGAGGACAUCGUGCGGUGGCAGAGCCUCCUUCGGCUCCACAGCACGACAGACUGGCUCAUUGUGGUGGUGGAGAGCGACACUAAGAAGAAGAACAAGACCAAUAUCCUGCCACGCACCUCCAUUGUGGACAAAAUUCGCAAUGACUUCUGCAACAAGCAGAGCGACAGGUGCGUCAUUCUGUCGGACCCCCUGAAGGACUCGUCCCGCUCGCAGGAGUCGUGGAGCUCCUUCCUGACAAAGCUGCGCACGCUGCUGCUCAUGUCUUUCACCAAGAACCUGGGCAGGUUUGAGGAUGACAUGCGCACGCUGCGGGAGAAGCGCACCGAGCCUGGCUGGAGCUUCUGCGACUAUUUCAUGGUGCAGGAGGAGCUUGCCUUCGUCUUUGAGAUGCUGCAGCAGUUUGAAGACGCCCUGGUGCAGUACGACGAGCUGGACGCUCUCUUCACACAGUAUGUCCUCAACUUCGGUGCUGGAGACGGAGCCAACUGGCUGUGCUCGUUCUGCCAGCCGCUGCGCAGCUGGAAUGGGCUGCUGCUGCGCAGACCCAUCGACAUGGAGAAGCGCGAGCUGAUUCAGCACGGCCAGGCGAGCCUGCUGGACCUGCGCAGCUACCUGUUCUCGCGCCAGUGCACACUGCUCAUCUUUCUGCUCCGGCCCUGGGAGGUGACACAGCGUGCCCUCGAGUUGUUGCACAACUGCGUACAAGAGCUGCGUCUGCUUGAGGUGUCUGUCCCGCCUGGGGCGCUUGACUGCUGGGUGUUCCUCAGCUGCCUGGAGGUGUUGCAGAGGAUCGAGGGCUGCUGUGACCGGGCACAGCUGGAGGCCAACUGCUCGCACACGGUGGGCCUGUGGACCUACGCUACAGAGAAGCUAAAGAGUCUUGGCUCCCUGUGUGGUCUUGUGUCUGAAAAUGGACCCAAUUCUGAGGACCUGAACAGGACCGUGGACCUGCUCGCUGGGCUUGGAGCGGAGAGACCUGAAACAGCCAACAGUCUGCAGAGUCCGUACAAGAAGCUGAAAGAGGCCUUGUCGUCGGUGGAAGCCUUUGAAAAGCACUACUUGGAGCUGUCUCACGCUGCCAUGGAGAUGUACAGGGCCAUUGGCAGGAUGCGCUCUGCCAGGCUCGUGGGGAAGAGUUUGGCUGAGUUCUACAUGAGGAAGGGUGACCCCCAGAGGGCUGAGGCUUUUCUGCAGGAAUCCCUGAAGAGCUACCUGGCAGAGGGCUGGGCGCUACCUGUCGCCCACACCCGCAAGCAGAUUGCCGAGUGCCAGAAGCAGCUGGGCCAAACCGACGAGACCAGGUACCUGCAGACUAGUGCUCUGCUGGCCAGUGACACCCACUUGACGGACAUGGAGCGGAAGCACUUCUGCCAGGAGAUCCUGAGCUUCGCAGGGCAGACUGCUGAGGGCCACGCUCAGAAGGUGGUGCUGAGCAUGAACGCGUUUGCACAGCUUCGGCAGCUGCAGUUCAGACCAGCAACAGCAGUGGUGCAUGUUGGCGCCGCCCUGGAACUCGAGCUGAGUCUGCGCAGCCUGAUGCCCGUGCCUGUGCGCCUAGAGCAGCUGGCAGUCAGCGUGCACUUCAGCCUGGAGAAGGGUGGUGCCCGGGGGAGGGCGGGGCCUGGAGGUGGAGCUGGGAAUCGUGGGAGGGUGGGACAAGGGCAGGGUAGUCCUUGUGGCACGGUGCUGUUCCCUGGAGAGAGCCCACCUGGGGCGCUCCCUCGCAGCCAGCCCCCUGCGCUAGAGCUGUACGAGAUCCAGGACCGCAGCCCGUCGGACGGAGCGCUCAACUCGGCAGGCGUCGUCUGCAAGAACGUUCACCUGCUGCUGCGGCGUCAGGACAGCUCUGCCUCCCUGGACACACCCAGCUCAACCGCCGUUGCCGUGGAGGACGGGGCCCAGCUGCUAAAGACGCACGACGUCUCCUUGUUGCCUGGCAACAACAACAUCCUUUUCACUGCUCCCAGUCGAGAGCCGGGCACAUACACCCUCCGACAGCUGUGUGCUACGGUGGGUCGCAUCCAGUUUGUCCUGCCACACAUCUACCCCAUUGUGCAGUAUGAGGUGUACUCCCAGGAGCCCCAGCUCAGCGUGGAGCCCCUUGCAGACAACCUGCUGGCUGGCCUCCCACAGAGGGUGAAGUUCAUCAUCGUCACUGGCCACUACAGCAUCAAGCGGGGCGAUGCCCUACAGCUCAGCAACUCGGACGCCAUGCCCAUCCUGUCGUCAUCUGGCUGCGUGGCCCGCGUGCUCUCCAGUGACAGCGAACUCGUGGCCGAAACAACCCUCUCCAUGCAGUCCUCGGAGAAGGUGACCAGCGUCUCGCUCCCACUGGCACCGCCCUAUCACAGCGUGGAGUUCCAGCUUGAGGUGCAGUGUCACAUCCCGGCAGGACCAGUACGACCCGAGAGCGAGCGUCUCACCAAUGGAGAGCCGUGGCACCGUGCCCGCAGUCGUCAGCGCACCAGUAGCGGCAUGUCAGUCGUGGACCAGAAGAUCUCCAUAGACUGUCCCUGGUCCAUUUACUCCACUCUUGUGGCGUUGACUUUCUACAUCCCCUUCAAGGCCAAGCACUUGCUGCUAUCUUCAGGAAAGAGGAAGUACAUCCAGGUGUGUUUGCAGAAUGUUUCGGACAUGAACUUCCACGUGUCCGAUCAGCAGCUAGCGGAGCGGCAGCAGUCAUCUUCGCUAUGGCUGCAGUCCCUCAAUGCCAAAGCAAAGCAGCUGGUCCACAGCAAACAGUCGGUCUUCUGCCUCUGGGAGGUGAAGUGGACCUGCGAGCCGCCAGCCAGCCUCCAGUGUGUGUUCUCAAUCAACUUCUGUCCAGCUGAUGCCCAGCGUUCGGUCUUCACACCAUAUUACUAUGAGUUCCAGCUGGACAACGUGUCUACGCUGUACAGCCUUUCGGCCGAUAUCCAGCCGGCGCCUGGAGAGCAGCAGUGCCGUACCGGCACCCUCUGUGGCUUGGAGGUCUCCAUCGUGCGGCUGGCGGAGCCGAGCGACUCGGAGCAGCAGGACGAGGGCCCCGUGGAGACUGGCGGCUUCUGCACCACCAAGCUCAUGUAUGAAGUUGUUGACAACAGCAGUAACUGGGCCGUGUGUGGAAAGAGCUCCGGUAUCGUCUCCAUGCCCGUUGCGGCCAACGCCACACACAAGGUGCGCAUGGAGGUGAUGCCUCUGUUCGCCGGCCAUCUGCCCUUCCCCAGCAUCAAGGUGUUAAAGUACCUGCCCCACAAUGCCCCGUCCACCAUCCCACCGGACACAGACGGCUGUGUUGAGAACGACAAUAUCUCCCUGCUGGACAAAGGCCUGGACGACCAGGCAGACACGAGCAGCAUCCGCAGCCGAGGCAGCGUCCACUCCCUGGGGGGCGGCAGUGAGCAGCAGCAGCGCGGCCUUCCCAUGCCCCGCCUGGAGCCUUUCGGCCCGGGCCAGGUGUUCAACCGCAGCCAGGGAUGCCAGGUGCUGGUGCUGCCCAGCAAGGACGACCACGUGCUGGAGGUCAACCUGACGUGAUGCCCCUGUGUUGCCCGUCCACCUGCCCCUUGACCCUUGGGCCCAUUUAGCUGGCCGGGGGAGGGGCAUAGGGGGCCGUGCUGGGGCCCUGCGGGCGGAUCUUCCCUCCGGACUCGCGGGACGGGCUCCGGACGUUUGCCCAGACCCAGCCAAUCAUAGACAUUGCUGACGCCUGAGAUUGCAUCUGCUGUUCACCUUUUUUCCUGUGGAUUUACUCUUUUCUCCUUUUUCAGACGGUACACACUGAGUACUCGGAGCCGAUUGGCUCCCUCGCCCCGUCGGUCACGAGGAAGGUGGGCUAUCCCGCCCUCUUCUCCUCCUACUGGCUCUGUCUCCUCUGUGCAGUUCCACGACGCCCUGCUGUACAAAACACUUAGAGGAAUGUGUUCCUUUUGAGAUUCUGUGUGUGUGUGAUUGGGUUGCGGUUCAUGCUGGACAACGCCCCUCUUCAUUAGCUAUCUGGUUCAGGAGGUGCAGGAUUUUCUGGAAUGGAGACAAUCAGGAGAACCUGUCCUGAACUGCACUGUGUGCUGCCCCCUCCCCCCAUCAUCACCCAGAUGCCUCCUCUGACCUGGCCUGCUGUCAUCACCUGUGCAGUGUAACCCCACCCCAGCCCAUCCCCAGUGUACAUACUGUUAUAUAAAUAGAUAUUAUUUAAAGAGCUGAGAAGAUGAAUCGCUGUACUGUGUAAAUUUCGGUUGUACCAAAAAGGACAAUAUUGCUGAGACGGGAAAGGGGUUAAAUAAUCAUGUGAUUUUUUUUUUUUUUUUUUUCUUCUCCUUUCCCCUCCUCUUUCUCCCCCUCCCUUGUUUGUUCUGUAGAAACCCUUCAGAUGUUCAGGUUCUCCUUAUUUAAUUUUUUAUUUUUUUGAGAAUGUAUCUUGCCUUAUAGCUUGUCUUAAUUUUACAGUAGUAAAAAAGACAGUAUUUUGGUAGGGUUUUUUUUUUUUUUUUUUUUCUUGCUGAGACAAAGGCAAGGCCAAAAGUUCAGAGAGAGAGAGAAUCAGUCAUUGUCUUAUUGUCUCUUCUGACUCAGCUGAAGUGUUGGUGUUAAUGGGCACCUUUAUAUCUGUGUGUGUGUCUCUCCAAUGUGACAACAUACCUGAUGGUCCUCUGUUUGUUCUUCCUGACAAUGCUGUGUUCACUUCAGGGGUCUAGAAUCAUUACAGAUUGAUGGUCAGUCUGCUGUUGCCCUUCUGUGUGUAUGUUGCCAUCAUGAUGUGGGGAAGACUACUGAACUUCACGGCGCUUUUCCUAUCAUCCAUCACUUGAGUAUUUUUCUUUCAUUCCCCCCCGUUCUAAUCCAGCUCUUCAUAAAGAGGCAGACGGUCGAUGGCCCAGUGCUCCUCAGCAACGAUCGCUGUGCCCUCCAUCUCUACUCAUCUCACUCACAUCUUGUUCUUUUUCCUCACGUGCUGUUUAUGUUAAAUGGGUCUGAAACUGGAUGAUUCUUUAAAGAUUAAAAGAAAAAAAACAAAUAUGAAUCAUGAAAACUAAGUGCUUUCUGAACUAUGCUACUCUUCUGCGUUUCUUGGUUCUGGACAGUUUUUGUAGAUACUUAUUUUAUUAGGAGUUCAGUUUCAGCUGGAGGCCAGAGAAGAGAGGCGCCGCCCCGGGGACAUGGCAGGAACACCUGGGAAUUACGACUGACAUGAUUUCCUCCCUCCCCCCCUCUGUUUUGGGAAUGGGAUCGAGGAGGGAGAGCAAAGAAAAUCAUAUUUUCACAUUGUUUUUUUGUAAAUUUAGUCCAUUAGAU